AUUUAUUUUCCCCCUACCCAUAUCUCAGUUCAGCACUUAAGCUCUCUCUGGUAUCGCUCUUACUGUUCUUCUUCCACCGCUCCGUUGUCGAUCUCUUUCUCCAUUUUCGUUGGAGACAAGAUGGGAAAAGGUCCAGGACUUUACACUGAUAUUGGCAAGAAGACCAGAGAUCUUCUUUACAGAGAUUACCAGAGCGACCACAAGUUCACCAUUACAACGUACACCUCGAAUGGCGUCGCUCUUACUUCAACAGGAGUCAAGAAAGGCGAUCGGUUUUUGGCUGAUAUCACUACACAGAUUAAGAACAAGAACAUCACAACUGACAUCAAAGUGGACACAAACUCAAAUCUCUUGACGACCAUUACAGUGGAUGAACCUGCGCCUGGGCUUAAGACUAUAUUUAGCUUCAUUGUUCCCGAUCAAAGGUCUGGUAAGGUGGAACUCCAGUACUUGCAUGACUAUGCAGGGAUCAGCACAAGCAUUGGGUUGACUGCAAACCCCAUUGUUAACUUUUCGGGUGUAGUUGGAAGCAAUACUCUUGCCCUUGGAACUGACGUCGCCUUUGACACUGCUUCGGGGAACUUCACCAAAUGCAAUGCUGGCUUGAAUUUCACUAAUGCUGAUCUCAUUGCUUCUCUGGCCUUGAAUGAUAAAGGUGACUCAUUAACUGCUUCAUAUUACCAUUCAGUGCGCCCCUUGACCAAUACGGCUGUUGGUGCUGAGCUGACUCACAGCUUCUCAACAAAUGAAAAUACCUUGACAUUGGGAACCCAGCAUGCAUUGGAUCCAUUGACUACACUGAAGGGUCGGGUCAACAACUAUGGAAAGGCUAGUGCUCUUAUCCAGCACGAGUGGCGACCGAAGUCCCUCUUCACCAUUUCAGGAGAAGUGGACACCAGGGCCAUUGAGAAGAGUGCAAAGGUUGGGCUGGCUUUAUCUCUCAAGCCAUAAACGAUGGGGACAUUUCAUUUUAGGAGGGAAGUGGAGAGAUGAAGAUAUAGGGGAGAAAGAAAUGCUUUCAUUCUGGUGUUGAAAGCAAUAAGGUAAGCACAUCAAUGUUGUCAACUGAUGUUCUGUCUUUAUUUUCAAUCAUGGGUGAGGGAAAAAUAAUUGUAGCUGGUGUCAUGGACCAACUUCAUAUCCUCUUACAUUUUUCAUCAUCUCCCUGUUUUGAGAAUACAUACGGUCAAGAGCUCGAGCGGUGGUUUUACUUAGAAUUUUACGUCAAUUUUUAGAUGCUGGUUUGUGUGCUUCUGCAAAAUUUUGUUGGAAUUUUAGAGAACUGGAAAUGGUCUCUUGCCUGAAACAGGGUACUUAUUUC
Messenger RNA from Macadamia integrifolia, 1321 nucleotides. Its product is annotated as mitochondrial outer membrane protein porin of 36 kDa. The record is from RefSeq and is a predicted model, not a curated record. Gene Ontology annotation, biological process: monoatomic anion transmembrane transport. Gene Ontology annotation, cellular component: mitochondrial outer membrane. NCBI's taxonomy places the organism in Eukaryota, Viridiplantae, Streptophyta, Magnoliopsida, Proteales, Proteaceae. Bases 121 to 951 code for a protein of 276 amino acids. Gene Ontology annotation, molecular function: voltage-gated monoatomic anion channel activity. The transcript has 6 exons.